AUGAAGCAGACAUACGUCUGUGGCCUUCGUCAGGGAGAAAUAGUGUACGGCCACGAAAGCGAACAUUCUGCAGCCGUAUCAGUCCCUUCCUCGAAAGCGGCAAUGAUAUUCACAAUCGAGAUUCAUGGGCUUUCUCAGCUGGAAUUUGUGUCGGAAGUACCCAGCGCCAAAUCGAACAAGACAAUGUCCGAUACUCGGUUCCGUGGAGUCAUCUACCCUCAGACGAAAGAGUUGCGUGUAGAUCUCAAGUGGGAUAUUUUCAAGAUAUUCGACAUCAUCCUUUGUGAUAGAUCAAUAUUCGGACAUGACUUCCUCUGGUCAUCUAUACUUCCUCCUGCCCGCCCCUCUGCGGAUUCCUUUUAUGAUUGGCCGCGGCAUGUGGACUUCUCGACCCAGGCUCAGCGGCUUAUGGAGUAUAUCCCCUUGCAGAGUAAGGAAGGAAAGCUAUACGGACUUACGGCACUUUGCUCGAACGCGGGCAUUGUCGGCAUUGGAACCCACUUUCGCUCCUGCCCGCAUCAAUCGUCUUGCGGAGAAUCUUCUUCUUCUACCCACUGGUAUGGGCGACAGUUCGGUUGCCCUAUCCACUUCCGCCUUGAUCGUCAAGAAACCAUAAGUUCGGUGUUUGUUCUCUGGGAGCAAAAUGACUAUCUACCCGAGCCUUAUCUAGCUGUAACCACCAGCAAAGACGAAACAUACUUUCUCGGUCCCUACAUCGAGUCCAGCCGAACAUGUACAAAGAGCAUAUUCCAUGCAGACAGCGGAGAUCUCCAAGGUCUCUACUACGAUAAGUCUCCAGGCCUUAGAGCAAUCACGAGCCUAGGUAGUAUUUACCAGCCGCACGGGCACCCCGUUACUCCCCACGUUGUUUCUGCCAUCCCGCCGCGUCAACACAUGGAGGUUAUAGAUAUCCUUAAUCCUCCAAGGUUCUUCUCACAAGCACCGUUAAGGCAUAUUCGAUCUCUGGUGGCUUGCUAUCCAGAGUCUCGAUGUACGGGACUUCUCCUCUGCUACCGCGACGGCACCGAGCGCAUCCUGGGCCAGUGGUACGAAGAUGCCGAUAAACGACCAGAGUAUGAUGCGUUGGCCUUUCGGGAUGGCAGUAUCCUGCGAUUCUAUUUUGCGCAGGAAGAUCGGGAUGGGAUACUUCUCCGGGUGGGGAUUGUGCAGGAUGCUGCUACUGCUGCUGCUGCUGCUCCACAGGCCGAUGAGAGAUUUGUCGAUAUGAUGGAAGGGGUUUACUGGCUGUUCACGGAUUAUGCUGAUAUCAUAUUCGCUUGUUGA
Messenger RNA from Aspergillus aculeatinus CBS 121060, 1284 nucleotides. RefSeq lists its product as uncharacterized. The record is from RefSeq and is a predicted model, not a curated record. Lineage: Eukaryota; Fungi; Ascomycota; Eurotiomycetes; Eurotiales; Aspergillaceae. Bases 1 to 1284 code for a protein of 427 amino acids. The transcript is spliced from 4 exons.